Molecule: messenger RNA, 3804 nt
Organism: Petromyzon marinus (sea lamprey)
Lineage: Eukaryota; Metazoa; Chordata; Hyperoartia; Petromyzontiformes; Petromyzontidae
Source: RefSeq, a predicted model, not a curated record
GAUAAUAUGGUGGAGGUUUCGAUUGUGAUGAUGGGGGUUGUGAUGGUGUUGAUAAUAUAAGUGGUAACAUGUAGUCUUGAUUGCGCGUGUUGUUGGUGGUGCUGUUAGCGGUGGUAGUGAUGAUUUGAGUAUUUUUUUUAGUGGUGGAGGUUGGCACAGUGGGGGGGAAGCACUUGUGGUAACAUCUACCAGCCAUCUGUUAACCCGUGACACCCGGGUCUGGCCUGGCACCUGCCAUGGAGCCUUCGACACUUCACCUGGCAUCAAGAUAUAGGGGCCUCGCAUUCAAUGCAAACAUGUCCAGGGCCCCGAGCCCCCCACCUCCGUCUGAAAUGUCCAAUGCGCCCAUCGCAGAAAGCUGGUGCUACACACAGGUUAAGGUCGUAAAGUUCUCUUAUAUGUGGACCAUCAACAAUUUCAGCUUCUGUCGUGAAGAAAUGGGCGAAGUUCUCAAGAGUUCUACAUUUUCAGCAGGCACCAAUGAUAAAUUGAAAUGGUGCCUACGUGUGAACCCCAAGGGUCUUGACGAAGAGAGUAAAGAUUACCUAUCGUUGUACUUGUUAUUGGUCAGCUGUCCCAAGAGUGAAGUCCGCGCCAAGUUCAAGUUUUCUAUUCUUAAUGCCAAGGGAGAGGAAACCAAGGCUAUGGAGAGCCAGCGAGCAUACCGCUUUGUCCAAGGAAAAGACUGGGGAUUUAAAAAAUUCAUUCGAAGAGAUUUUUUGCUUGAUGAAUCUAAUGGCUUGCUUCCAGAUGACAAACUGACACUCUUUUGUGAAGUUAGUGUGGUGCAGGAUUCCGUGAACAUUUCUGGUCAAUCCAGCAUGAGUACAUUGAAAGUGCCAGAUUGCCGGCUGGCAGUUGACUUCGGGGAGAUCUGGGACAAUUCCCGCUUCACAGACUGCCUGCUUCGUGUUGGUGGCCAGGAGUUUAAAGCACACAAGGCCGUAUUGGCAGGUCGGUCACUUGUUUUUAAUGCUAUGUUUGAACAUGAAAUGGAAGAGAGCAAAAAGAAUCGAGUGGAGAUUAAUGAUGUAGAGCCUGACGUGUUCAAGGAAAUGAUGCGUUUUGUCUAUACGGGAAGGGCUCCAAACCUCGAGAAGAUGGCUGAUGACCUGCUGGCCGCUGCUGACAAGUAUGCUUUAGAGAGGUUGAAGGUGAUGUGCGAGGAGGCACUAUGCACAAACUUGUCGGUGGAAAAUGUUGCGGAGACUUUGAUCUUGGCCGAUUUGCACAGUGCAGAGCAGUUGAAGGCCCAGGCCAUUGACUUCAUAAACAGUCAUGCGACGGACGUAAUGGAGACGGCGGGCUGGAAGUCCAUGGUUUUGUCUCACCCUCACCUGGUUGCGGAUGCUUUCCGUGCCUUGGCCACGGCCCAGUCUCCACAGCUGGGACCUCCACGCAAGCGUCUCAAACAGACUUAACGGUGGCAGGCAAAGAACAUCUAUGACCAGGAAAACUUGAGCUGCACAGCGCGGUUAUUUACCUGUGGCCUCCAUGCAAACAACAGUGAAGACUUUGCAUCAGACUACCAACUUUCCUCUGCAUUGAAAAUAAUGUUAAUUUAAGCAAAUAUGUUUACUUUCACAAAAAGGUGGCCAAAUUUACUUUACCAUGUAAUAUAGUGCUACAUCUAUACAUCUCCGACUCUAUAAACAAGUACAUAUGUAGAAAAAGUGGAAAACUACAACCUAAUAAACACCACGACAUAUCCCAAUUGAGAGAGUGUAAAAUAAAACGUCCGAUGUGAUUGUCCCUAUUUGGCAGGACAAUUUGGUUCAAUUGUUUAGUUAAGUAAAAACAGAAUGGUCUAAAACCCUGCAAUGUCUACCUUAACAUGAAGGAUGAGUAUUCGUCCAGUGUCUGUGUACUCAAGGUUACAGAUAGUGGUAUAGGGAACAACAGUUCUGAAAGAUAAGAAUGUGCCAAGCCAUAUAAGGCCUUCAAGAGGUAAACUUUUCAGAUUGAUUUUUCAUUGCACAGACAGCUUAUGCAUUGACUAGAACAGGAGUACUAUGAUUGCCAAGUUUGAAGACUGACAAAGAUAAUAUUGCAGUCGUGUAUCCUGCGUAUAACAAAGCAUGGAUGGAGUGCUCGGUGUAAGAAAAGGCAAGGCACAUCAUCAAUUUGGCUAUGUUACGCAGUUGAUAACAUUUCACUUUUUUGCUUGUAUGGGCUUUCAUGUGUGACCCAAAGAUUUUUGACUUACAACAAAAGUAAAUCUUAUUUACAUCAAUUUAGUCAUUUGUAUUCACGGAAACAAGAUGUGCUGUUUUCUAAGUUUUGUUUCGUAUUAUAUUGUAAUGAUUUGUUUUUAUUAUGAAUUUCAUCUAUUACCCACUCGUAGCAUCAGGUCAACGCAGAGUUUUACGUGAUUGGAAGGACCAUAUUUUUUGCAUCAGCGCUGUUUUACGUAACCUCCCAUUUAAAAUUAAAGUGUACAUAAAAUUGCAUAAGCUUUGAAGGAUUACACACAUAGAUUUGGAAGCACCAUUUAAAUAAUAUUUAAAGCUGCAGGAUAUAAUAUGAAAGUACAACAAAUGAGCAGUGUCAUGGAUUUGAGUCGAUUUGAAGAAUAUUACAAUCUAAUGCAAUGUGUUGGGAUAUGAACAGAUGCAAACGACAAGAAUGUUGGAGGUUUUUUUACGUGUUAAACGUACAAAAACAAGUUGGAUAAUACAUGCAAAAUUAAGGAUAGCCAGUGUUGUAAACAGUCUAUUUAUUUUGUAUUUGUUUAAUAUUUUAGUUUCGUCCUUAAAUAUAUAUUUGAUGCUAAAGAUGUAUAUGGUACAGUGCACUCUACCUAUUCAAUUAAAAACUGAUAAGGUGAUUCGGAGAAGUUAUUUGUUGUCAUGGUGAGAGUUAAAGCAUUGAAAUCUGAUUGGGGUUCUAAUCUGCAGCAAGUCUAUGCUGUCAUAAGUGAGUGUGACAAAAACUUUUAGAAGAUUGCAGCCAGUGCGGUGGACUAAUUGACCCCUGAAAUGUAUCAGGCAGUUACCGAUAAUGUACUCUUCAAAUUGUUGCCUUGUAUGAUUUCCGAAAUUGAAAAUACUUUGCGCCAAAUGUAAAUGUUUAUUGGAAAAUGGAUAUACUGUAACUGCCAAAAAAUAUAUAAUUGCAGUAAUAAUAAUAUGGCCUUUGUAAAAAGUGUGUGUUUUGAAAAAGUGUGAUUGCAUGCAAGACAGUUUUGGGUUCUUCCCACGAGUUUUUUUGCAUAUUCAGAGAUGAAAAUAUGUUAUAUUGGUUUAAUUUAAAAUUUUUGCUACAAUUGUAAUACAAACAUAUAAACUUGAAGCUAGUAAUGCGGUAUAGUGCCCCAAUGUUUGACCUUUUAUCUUUUUCCAUUACAGAUAAUACUGUUUUGGAUGUAAUAUAAAUGUUUUGUAAGGCCCUUUUACAAUGAAUUGUCAGCAGAUGAUUGGAAUGGCAAAAUAAACCAUUCUUGUAUAUUACGUGUUUUCUAAAUUGAUUUGCAUUAUAAAUGGCAAUAUAAACCCUUUUCAUAUGGUAAAUAUAUUGCCGUUAUCUGAUCUCUUCUAGAAACCAGUAUUUGGAUAUAAGAAAGCUGCUUUUAGCUCUGCACCACUUAUUCCACAUUUUUUUCAUUAAAUUUUUUUUUCAUAAUGUUAAUAUUUUCAUUUAUGACAUUUUGCAGUGUUACACUUUUUUCGGUGAAGUCUCGUAGAAAGAUAUUACUACGUGACUUUGCCCGAAAGAAUCAGAGUAAUUCCUGCAGUCACGAAAGCUUUGAAUCUAUUUUGCAGUGUAUUUAAAAGUUGAAUAAACAUGAAUGUAUCUGGAAAUAUG